CUCAGUUCCCAAUGUCGAAACUGGCAACGACUACAUGUGUCCGCGGCAGUGCUCACCGGGCCGGGUCCGCGAUAAGGCUCCGUGUCGAUAGCCGUACGAUCGCGCACACGGUGGCCAAUAAUUUUACGGGAAGUUUGCGUUACUCAUUAUCGGCGUAAAGAACGAUAAUAAUCCGCGUGUGUACAGACGCCGGCCGCGUCAGUGCGUUCGCGCGCCCCGCCGCAGGCCGCGCUCGCGUCGCCUCGGGCUUCGAGCGCGAUCAAUAAGGAACAAUGAAUCGGCCCGACCUCUUUUGGCGGCGCAACAUCUGACCGCGGCCUUUGCGAGUCCGUGUCAGUGUCGCGAGUGUGUCGAGAUGUCGUCCCCGCGGUUCAGCUUCCCGCCGGAGAGCUACUCGGCGGUGUACAAGGGCGACCCGGCGGGCGAUGCGAAUGUUGUUUUGGAAUGCUACCCUGAGGUGUGCGAAGCCCCGACGUCGCCCGCGGCUGUCUCCGACGCUCCCAGGUCGUCGCUGUUCAGCUGCUUUCACUGUGCUUUUCGCAAUGGCAUCAAGGCGAUCCGGAAAGAUAAGCGUGCUGCGAAAAAGAAGGUCGCUGUGCCUGGCAAAGAGGAUGACCGCUGGCGCAAGGAUGAGGGCGCGCUGCUCUUCAAGCGCUGGCGCCGCUCCGGCGCCCAGGCCGAGCCGGCGCCCGCCCCUGCCACCACUGCGCCCAAUGCACAGCCCUCAGACCUCCUCAAGUUCCUAGCUAUUAAUGCAUUGGAGUUAUCAGCUCCCGCUUCGGAUGCGCUGUUGAAGUCCCGCUCCUCGGAGUGGUUUCAACUGUCGGGCCACCCCGGCUCUCUGGCGCCCGCCGGCCCGGGCACGGUGUGGAAGCGCCGCGCCGCCGGCGACCACCCCGCGCACAGCCCCGAGCGCGACACCUACGAGGCCCUCGCAGCCUGCCCCCACAUGCGCUCGGCCAUCCCCAAAUACUACCGUGAACUCGAGUACGGUGGAGAACGCUUCAUCGAACUACAAGACUUGCUCCACGGCUUCCGUGACCCCCACGUCAUGGACAUCAAGAUGGGAACCCGCACCUUCCUCGAGGACGAAGUCAGCAACGCUCGCGCCCGCACCGACCUCUACGAGAAAAUGGUGCGCCUAGACCCCAACGCCCCCACCGAGGCCGAGCACGCCGCCCGCGCUGUCACUAAACUGAGAUACAUGCAGUUCCGCGAACAGCGCUCGUCGUCUGCCGAGCAGGGCUUCCGCAUCGAAGCCGUCAAGCUGCCAGGGGAGCCGCCGCUGACGGACCUGCAGAACGUUCGCGAGCCGCAGCAGCUCGCGGCGACCGUGGCCCGUUUUCUAGGAAAAGAUGAGCGCGCCCGUCGCGCCAUCACCACCCGUUUGCGCGAAAUACGAGACCUUUUCGAGCGCUCGGAUUUCUUCAAGACCCAUGAAAUCGUCGGGAGCAGUAUCUUUAUCAUUUACGACGACGAACGCGUCGGAGCUUGGUUGAUUGAUUUCGCUAAGACGCGACGCGUGCCUGAAGGCACGCAGGUGAACCACCGCUCGACCUGGCAGCAGGGCAAUCACGAGGAAGGUUUCCUGUACGGUUUAGACAGACUGAUUCAGACGUUGGAAACUGCUAGGCUGCCUUCUGAAGGCAGUGAAGCAGCCGAGCCCGACGUGUCGCGUUGAACAGCCAGCGGGAUGACAAUGGACCCGCCCCCGGCGCCGCCGCCGCCGCCGCGCACUCGCGCGCCCCAUGCGCCCGUCUCGACGCACGGAGUUGUUCACAAAAUUUGUAUUUGUGAUUAUUUUGUGAAUAUGAAAGAGAAUGCGAUUAAUCGCCUAAUAUAUUGAUCUAGUCUUUAAUGUUUAAUAAAAUGUCUUGAUUUUGUAUUA
This is a messenger RNA of Ostrinia nubilalis (European corn borer), 1888 nucleotides long. It is a transcript of the gene IP3K1, whose product is annotated as inositol-trisphosphate 3-kinase homolog. Gene Ontology annotation, cellular component: cytoplasm; nucleus. Gene Ontology annotation, biological process: inositol phosphate biosynthetic process. Gene Ontology annotation, molecular function: inositol-1,4,5-trisphosphate 3-kinase activity; inositol tetrakisphosphate kinase activity. The transcript has 5 exons. NCBI's taxonomy places the organism in Eukaryota, Metazoa, Arthropoda, Insecta, Lepidoptera, Crambidae. The record is from RefSeq and is a predicted model, not a curated record. Bases 356 to 1681 code for a protein of 441 amino acids.